Schizophyllum commune H4-8 is the source of this 1357-nucleotide messenger RNA. RefSeq names its product acid protease. The record is from RefSeq and is a predicted model, not a curated record. Bases 29 to 1228 code for a protein of 399 amino acids. Gene Ontology annotation, biological process: proteolysis. Lineage: Eukaryota; Fungi; Basidiomycota; Agaricomycetes; Agaricales; Schizophyllaceae. Gene Ontology annotation, molecular function: aspartic-type endopeptidase activity. The transcript has 11 exons.
CCCCUCUCGCACAAACCACCACAACUUGAUGCCUACAAAGAUGCAGGCCGACCAUCCACCCGUCCAGUUCACGACGAACCUUGCCGAGCAGGAUGCGAGGGAGAUCCUCCGUCGCGACCGUCUCCGCGCGCAGAUGCUCCUCGCGCAACACCAGCCCCAUGGGCCGCUCGCCUUCAACAUGAAGGCAGGCACUCAGCCGGAAAAGGUCAAGAGCAUCGCCGUCACUGACGCAGCGGUCACGUAUACAUGUGCUGUCGACAUCGGUACUCCACCGACGAAAUACGACCUUCUCAUUGACACUGGGAGCUCCAAUACCUGGAUUGGCUCUGGCAAGAAAUACGUCGUGACCAAGUCGAGCGAGAACACGCGCCAGCCCUUCCAAAUCAGCUACGGCAGCGGCUCAUGCUCUGGAACGCAAUAUAUCGACCACGUUAGCCUCGGAGAAGGCCUUGACAUCCCCAAGCAGUCCAUUGGCGUCGCUAGCAAAGCUGACGGCAUGAACGGCAUUGACGGCAUUCUGGGCAUCGGGCCCGUCGACCUCACGCAAGGAACUGUCCAAUGGGGUGAUCGCAUCCCUACGGUCACUGAUAACCUAUACAAGAAUAAGACGAUCUCUACCGAGAGCAUCGGUAUCUUCUAUCAGCCCACCACUUCGGUGGAUCCCGUCCCGAACGGCGAGCUUACUUUCGGCGGUGUCGAUACCUCGAAGUGUCAGGGCGAGAUCACCUGGGUCCCUAUCACCAAGAAGUCGCCCGCAGACAAGUACUGGGGAAUCGACCAGACGGUCACUUACGGAGAGCACGGCGAAACGCUGAUGAAGAAUUGUGCCGGCAUCGUCGAUACUGGCACGACUCUCCUGAUGAUUGCCACCGACGCCUUCGAUGCGUACAAGAAGGCGACGGGCGCGAAGGUCGAUGAAGCCACCGGUCUUCUGACCGUAACGGCCGAGCAAUUCAAGAAGAUGAAGUCCUUGUACUUCAAGAUCGGCGAGACUACCUUCGAGUUCACCCCCAACGCACAGAAGUGGCCUGCCAUGCUGGGCAAGAUGAUGGGUGGGAAGGAGGGCCAGAUCUACCUCAUCCUUGCCGAUAUGGGUGCGCCGAGUGGGCAGGGCUUGGACUUCAUCGACGGAUUCGGCUGGCUUCAGCGCUUCUACUCGGUCUACGAUACAACGAAUGGCCGUGUUGGGAUCGCGAACACCAAGUAUACGAAGGCGGAGAGCAAUUAGGACGAGGAUAUGGUCAGUCGAGCGUAAUAGAUACGGACAUACGCAAGAUGGACUUUCGAAAAGACGGACGGUCUCGCAUAUCCAAAUGUAACAUUAGUGACGGAUAUUUGAAUUGGAACUGAGCAAGUU